AUGGAUGAGCGGCUGCUCCGCGCCCUGGGGGAGCUCAGCCUCCAGCCCCUCCAGCCCCCGCGGGGCCGCUUCGGCGGGAGGCUGGUGCUGCUGCGGGGGCUGCCGGGCGCCGGGAAGAGCACCCUGGCCAGACAACUGAAACGUGACUAUCCCGGUGCUGUAGUUCUCAGUACUGAUGACUUCUUUAUCGAAAACGGUGUAUACAUGUUUGAGCCUGACUUCCUAGAGGAUGCACACAAAUGGAACCAAAAGAGAGCACGCAAGGCAAUGAAGAAUGGGAAAAGCCCAGUUAUUAUUGAUAAUACCAACAUCCAUGCUUGGGAAAUGAAGCCGUAUGUGAUGAUGGCACGGGAAAAUAGAUAUGAAGUUAUAUUCCAAGAACCAGACACACCCUGGAAGUUCAAUGUUCAAGAACUGACAAGAAGAAAUACUCAUCACGUCCCGUGGCAAAAGAUACAACGGAUGAAAGAGCAAUACGAGCACAAUGUCACCUUCCACAGUGUUCUUCAGUCUGAAAAACCAAGCAGAGGUGAGAGAAGCUCCAGCGGACCAAAUGCAGAUUACACCAUGGGUGCCCAUUCCAACCCCCCUCCAGCCUUCUCAAACAGGAGACCUCACGUGGCACGUACAAACAACAUGCCAUUUAACUGAAGAGGUGGAUUCCUCAGUGUGUUUUAAUUAUCAGGGUAUAGAAGUCUCUAGUUUUACACUUUUUUCUAAACUGUUUUUAUUCUUGUAUUUUUCUACUACAUUUCUAAAUUACUUUUAUUUCUUACAAAUCUUUAAAUGUCACUGGAUUAUGGUCUCGCAGCUCUACAUGACCGAUCUAAGAGCACUAUCCCCAGUACAAACUGUACUCCCUCUCAUCCCUCUUCCUCCACAAAAAUCCAUUCAGUGAAAUUUACUGGCUGUGCCACACACUUUUGGGGGCUUUUUCUGCAUCAUGCUCUGUCACUAACAGAUAACAAUAAAUAUUCCUAAAUUCUCUUUCUUACAGGUCAUAUGGCCAAUUCCUUCUCCAGGCAGCUGUCAUUUCUUGCCAUUUUAAUACUUUCUAUCUGGCUGUAUAACCUUUCCUAUGUUCCCACUCCGUCUUGCCUAGAGCAUUGCUUUAAGAGAGGCAAAGUGAAUGGUGGAAAAGGUAGCUCUAACAGAUUGUAGCAAGAUUUGAUGCUGUUCCCUAUCUGUACUUCUGCUGCCCAGAUUCAUGCCGGUCUUACCUCGGUUCUAUCACAGCCCAACAGCUUCUCCAGCCUGCAGGCAAAACACUUUACACACCAAACUGAGCCCUUUACCUUGCCAAGACAUAGGAGUUCAACUGACCCUGAGACAAGUCCAUAUAUGUAGGCUCCUCCAAGGAAACAUUAGUGUUAAGCUAGUGCUUGCUAAGUUCUAAGUAGGAAUGGGGCUACAGGAGCAGCUCUGAAUAGCUGAAGCACAAGGCUACCAAAUACCCAAACUAACUCAGAAGUACAAAAUAAUGACUUAAGAAAGGAGAAAAAAAAAGUUCUUGGAAGGGGAGAAAUCAACUCCUACCACUAAGUGCUGAGAAGGCACUGAUUGAGGGAUGAGUGAGAAAAGAAGCUAUCCUGCAGUAGUUUUAUCCACAUUGUUAAAAUUCUGCCGACUAUGUCCUCAUCAAGAAGCCUCAUGAAACAUUUUUAAAACUCAGCAUUUGUGAUGGCAAUUUUUUUUAAGUCAGUGUGGAUUAUUAGGCAGUGCUUAUAGAACAGGACAGUAGUGAGUUAUUUUGCAGUAGGAAGUGAAGACAGCUCACAUGGGACAUUAAGAAAUAUGCAUCUAGCAAUUAGCAGACAGAGAAGUAUAAGAGGUAUGAAGAAAUACACCGUUUCUGGGCAAAAGCCAAGCUGUCUUCAGGACACAGUAGAUGUAUGAGAUUGUGAACUAGGGGGCCUAGGGAGCCUGGCUCUGCAGUAUUGCACAAAGGUUUACAGAACUAUCAGCAAGCUUGUGUCAGCCCAUCGCAGUUCUCCGGUCCUGCUACAAUGUCCAGCUUGGUGACAGAAGCCACCCCCAGCUCAGCACCUGAGCCAAGCGAACGGCACAGGACCCCAAAAGGUUGCUGAGCAGGAGCUGGCGGUCUCAGUUCUGAAACAUCAUCCCUUCUUUGACCCAUGCGUGGUGGGAAGCAGCAGGGCAAGGGGCAGCCUGACAACAAACUAGCUCGAAUGUGGAGUUGGCAGCCGGUCUAGCAGGACUGUUUCCCUCUCCAGUGGAGAAACUCCAAUUCUGAGAAGCUUCACCUGUUGAAAUUAAUGGGAACAAAGUAAUGAAUUCAAGUACUCACUCACUCCCAGCAGAAAGACCUCGUGAUGAAAUCAAAGAAAGAUCUGAUUAUCUUUCCUGAUGCUGUGGCCUCAAGUGCUUAUUUAAGGAGGAGUAGCUCAGAAACACUAACCAAGCAUCUAUCAUUAAUACCUUUGUAUGGCAUUUUGCUACGAAUCAAAUAAUCAUAGCUGUUCCCUAAAACUCCUUUAGCGCUAUAUGGAAAGUUUGAGGGGAAAAGUACAAGAACUGUGCCAGAAUUACAGAGCAAUAUUUCAGAAUUAAAGUGUUAUGUUUGGUAACAAUAAACUUAAAGAAUUGUUUAUUU
Messenger RNA from Gymnogyps californianus (California condor), 2614 nucleotides. RefSeq names its product NEDD4 binding protein 2 like 1 (gene N4BP2L1). The transcript is spliced from 5 exons. The record is from RefSeq and is a predicted model, not a curated record. The coding region runs from base 1 to 651 and encodes 216 amino acids. Lineage: Eukaryota; Metazoa; Chordata; Aves; Accipitriformes; Cathartidae.